Molecule: messenger RNA, 4599 nt
Organism: Rotaria sordida
Lineage: Eukaryota; Metazoa; Rotifera; Eurotatoria; Philodinida; Philodinidae
Source: the annotation of a GenBank genome assembly
AUGAAUUUAUUGAAUAUCGCUAAACAUCUUGUUUAUUUAACUCAAACUGAAUAUGGAUAUGAACAUUCUGCUAUUACUACUGAUGAAAUUUGUGCUUCCAAGCAGUUGUUCGAGGUUCUGAGGUCAUUCAAAGAUAGCUAUUUCAGUGAAAUUCAUACUUAUGAUACUCUCGAAUUAGCUGAUGAAUAUGAUGAAUUAACUGAUGAUAAAGAAACCGAUGAUAAAUAUGAAGAAACAACCGAUCAAGAAGAAGAUAGUGAUAGUGAAGCUGAUGAUUAUAAUGAGAAUGAACACUAUGAUAUAAAAAAUCAUUUUACAUUAGAAGAAAUGGAAAAUAUAAUCGAAUGGGUUGAUGAACAUCCAAAUGCUAGAUUUACAACUAUUUCUCAUAGAUUUCGGAAAAUCAAAUCCAUGAAAACAAUUGAAAAAGAAGCUGUUCAUGAUGAUGAUUUAGAACUUUACGCAAUUCAAAAAGCAAGAGAAUUAGAUUGGGAUACAUUCAAGGCAAGCAAAUCCUUUAUCAAUACUUUUAAAAUAGAAAAUGGCAUAUCAUCGCGACGAACAACAGAAGUGGCUAUUAAAAGAAAGCACAAUGUCACUCAUUCCUAUACAGUGCAACCUGUUACAUCAGCUGCUGGUCGAUUACUGAACAAAUUCUUACUUGUUCUUCAAGAAAGAGAACAUGAAUUUGGCGGACAGCAAAAAAUCGUACAAUCGUACGCACGAACAAAAAUGCAGGCGUGGCUCAUACAACUCUACUACAGAUUCACCACUUAUCAAGCUGGUCUUGUCAAGCAUUCUUUACCAGUCAAUCAAGAUGGAACUGCUGUGUUCAGUUACAGUGAGAAAGGUUCUAAGAUUGAUGGACAACUGACGAUAGUUUUCGUUCAUGGACUAUCGUCAAACAAGGAAACAUGGCUUCCCAUUGUCAAGAACAUUCCUAAUAAUUAUCACUGUAUCACCGUUGAUCUGCCUGCACAUGGUGAAACAGUUGGAUUGAAUGAAAAACAUUAUUCUAUUGACAAGUUUGUGGAUGCACUCAAACUGUUUUUCGACAGAAAACAUCUCACUGAUCCUAUGUGCAUCAUUGGUGCAUCAAUAGGCGGUGCCAUUGUUUCAAUGUUUGCUGUUAAAUAUCCAAGUUAUGUGAGUAUGAUCUGUUUGUUAGCCCCUCCUGCCAGUGAACAAUGUGAAACUGAUUUGAUACAACAAUUACGUUCAGGUGUAUACAGUGCGCUCUUACCGGAAACACCUGAACAACUCUAUGCUAUGAUCAAUACACUAACAGUGAAAAAGAUCAAUUUACCUCGACCAUUUCUGAACGGUUUCCUUCAUCUGAGAUUACGUCUACUCGAGGAACAUAAAAAAGUGUUAUCUUCACUUCUUGAAUAUGACUAUCCACAUCUUGAAGAAUAUUAUCAGAAACUACGACAAAUGGACAAGCCAACCUUGAUUCUUUGGGGUCGUCAAGAUCGAGUGUAUACCGCUGAAGGAGCUGAAUACUUUAUGAAAUUAUUACCGAAGGCGGAAAAGAAUGUUUUCGAAGACUGCGGUCAUUUUAUGGCUAUUGACAAGCCCGAAGAAACAGCAAAAAACAAAGUGCGUCAAGCACUUGAUGCUGAAGACGCACCGUCAAUCGAACAAUUGAACGAAAUGCAACCAAACGGUAGUACAGCAUUACACGCAGCCACAUUUUACGAACAUCGAGAUAUUGUGAAACUUUUACUUGAUCGAAAUUGCCCUCGAACAGAACUAAAUCGUUUCGGUCGUACUGCUUACGAAGAGGCACGAAGUCCUGAAAUGAAACAAUUAUUUGAACGAGCAGAUCCUACUGGUCGUUUUCAUGAGUUGGAUGUAGCUCAUGCAAUCGCUGUCUAUUUGCCAGAAGAAAACGAUAGAGAUCCAGCAGCAAAUGAAACACAACAUUUUGUACAAGUUUUUAAAACAGAAGAAGAAAUUUUCCAACAUACACUCAAUCAACAAACAACAGCAAUGUGGCUGAAAUUUUACAAUUGGUUCUCGCAUACAUUUCGUGCAUUUAUCGAACGUGACGAUUUUCAUAUUGAUCAGUUUGAUCUGUUGAAACACGGCGAUUUUCAACAGUUUCUCAAAUCCAAUUUGUCGGAUCCAGUUCACUAUCAACUCACGAUCAGAUCAGUCAAUGAAGCCCAACGACGCAACUCCAUUGAACCAUUAAUUACAUUAUAUACUAAUGAACUAGCCGGUUUCUAUCGUCCAUUCAACCAGCAAUUGACUCGUUCGACAAACGAUGCUGCAAAAAGUCCUCACUUAUGUGACCGAUUCAUCCUCGAGUUUUAUAUUCGCCGUCAUGAACUCAAACAACGCGCAUUUACAGGCACCGUCUAUCGUGGUGCUACGUUGCCUGUAGCCGAUUUAACUGUGUAUGAACAUGCUUUGUCUAGUGAUCCGCCAGGUGUUCUCGGUCUCAAAGCAUUUACGUCGACAUCAACAGAUCCACUUGUUGCUCUCAGAUUUGCAACUAGAAAUCCACCAACUGCUGAUCAGAAGAACGUUCUAUUCGUUUUUGAGAUACAGAAAGCAACAUCAACUAUUUUUGGUAUCGAAGAUGUUUCUCAAUAUAUUCAUGAGCAUGAAGUGCUCGUUCUACCAGGCAAUUUAUUCAUUGUUACAAAAAUUCAAGAAGAUCCAGAUCUCCAUGUUACUACAAUUUAUCUGCUGGUUCGUGGACGUGGUCGUGGUCGUGCAUAUACAAGAGGCCCUGGUAGCAGAGGUGGUCGUGGAUACACAAGAGGUUUUGGUAGCAGAGGUGGUCGUAGAUAUGCACGUGGACGUGGUCAAUCUUUUGGAGGUCGAAGAUUACAAAAUGAACGGUCAGAUCCCAUGGAUGUUAAUGAUCAACAAACAGUAUCAGUCAAUUUCUUAGCCGAUCUUGAUAUCAAUGCUGAUCCAAAACCAUUUUUUGUGAAUGCAAAUGUUACUCUAGAUCAGCAUAUUCAAGCACAAACGACAAACUUGCCUCGUUAUCUAGCCGCGUUAUUUACACUCAAUGAAAACAGUAUUGAGAUCGGUCAGAAAGCUAAAGCAUGUGCAUUGGCUGCUGCUUGGUGUCGACAUGAUCACAUUUUAGCUAAUAAUCUUUUACGUUAUCGACGAUUAUUCACUCUGACUGAAGUACUGAAAGCAGUAAUGAUGUUAGAUGCUGGUCGACAACUUCGUGUUCAUGAAAAACAAAUAAAACGUCUUGAAUUAAAUAAAUCAAAACCAAAAGCAACAACAUUGGGUAAAAUGAAAAAUCAUAUCGAUAAUCUUAGUAGGCUCAAAGCAUCAACUGGAUCAGUCAGUGGUGCUAUGGUUCGACAUAUUCAGCGUUGGACUCGAACAUUAACUCGACAGGAACUUGAAUAUUUUGCACUUCAUAUGCCAACAGAACCAUGGAGGAAAUUAGCCAAUAUCAUUCAUUUUAAUCCAAGCAAGGAUUUUCCUGCUUUACCAUGGUUUUUACCAUUUUGCUUUGGUACACCAGCACCAGAAGAAACAAUGGUAGCACGUUGUCGAACUUUAACAAAUGAAAAUGUGAAUGAUCUAAUUAAAGAAUUUAAAAUUCCUUAUUCACACUUAAAACAAUUUAAAGAUCAUUUAAAUGAUAGAUCAAAAGCAAGAAUCGCAGCGUACGAAGAGAAAUUAGAUACAAUUUUAUGGUAUUAUGAAGAUUUGCAAUGUCCUGAUGUUGAUGACAUUAUCUAUGAAAGACUAGAAAAUGGUGAAGAAAUAAGUUUACCAUACGGUAAACUUAUGGAACGUCUGUUAAUUCUUCGAAAGUUGAGAGAUACUCCAAGUGAAACAGCGGCCGUUGGUAAUGUUCAAGAUGAAAAUUUAGUACAAUCGAGCAAAAAUAAAUGCUACUCUUACUUAUUAUCAGUUGCUGAAAGUCAACUUGCAAAAAUAAUAUUACCACUAGAAUCACCAGUAGCUGUCAUGGGUGAUGCAUCAUAUUCAAUGGAUGUUGCUAUUCGUACAGCGACAAUCUUAGCAUCUUUAUUAACGACAGUUUGCUCAGCUAAAUUGAAUUUUUUCCAUACUGGAAUGUUUUUACCAGCAUUUACACCGAAAACUAUUGAUGAUGUUCUUACAUUAGCAUUGACAACAAAAGCUCACGGUUUAACAGCCAAUGCUGCUGGUUUAGUAUCAUAUUAUGAUAAUAAAGAAAUCAUUAAAACAUUUAUCAUGGUAACAGACGAAAUAGAAAAUACAGAUGUUCAUACGGCUGACGGCACACCAACACGAUUCUUUAAUUUAUUUAUGAAAUAUCGUUCAGAAGUUUAUCCAGCUAAAUUAGUAUUUAUUUCCUUCCUUGAUAAUCAACAUGAUCAAGGUCAAAUGUACACAGAAUUUCUAACAGCAAAUGUACCAGAUGUAAUUCAAUUCAAAUUCAAUGGACAACGUCCUGAUUUAACAAAAAUCGAUAGUCUCUUGGGUCUAUUAUCGACUGACUCAUCACAAACAUUUAAUGAUCAAUUAGAAAAACUACAGAAUGAAUUUGAACAAAGUGAUAUUGAAUCAGUUGUGACGAAUUUAGUUAAUAAACAAGCGAACAAUUCGCCUCCAAACGAAGUAUAA